AUGGCUGAAGCAAUCUUGUGUACUCUGUUUGAGUGCUCUAUUAUGGCAAUGAUGCACUGUAAGCACAUUACAGUCAAUGCUGAUGAUAUGAAGCUUGUUCUUGACAUUAAUGCCAAAAUUGAGUUGAACUAUUUCAGCCUGAUUAAUGUGCCUGAUCAUUCUGCCCCUGCUGCCACUACUUACUGUCUGUAUGCUGCCCCUGCUCCACCAACUACUGCUGCUGCUGCUCUACCACCACUGCCACCAUCCACCACUGCCUCCCUGCCUCUCUCUGGCACUGUCAGGGUCUUCACCUGUCAAAUGGUGAGUAUUAGAGCCCCUGUCUGGUUCACAAAGCCAGUUCUGGAGGAGCAGGAGAAGAAGAAGGAGAAGAAGAAGAAGAAGAAGUGA
Messenger RNA from Coccidioides immitis RS, 390 nucleotides. RefSeq lists its product as uncharacterized. NCBI's taxonomy places the organism in Eukaryota, Fungi, Ascomycota, Eurotiomycetes, Onygenales, Onygenaceae. The record is from RefSeq and is a predicted model, not a curated record. Bases 1 to 390 code for a protein of 129 amino acids. Gene Ontology annotation, molecular function: protein heterodimerization activity. The transcript has 2 exons.